Molecule: messenger RNA, 450 nt
Organism: Symbiodinium sp. CCMP2592
Lineage: Eukaryota; Dinophyceae; Suessiales; Symbiodiniaceae
Source: the annotation of a GenBank genome assembly
AUGCUCUACGGCACCGUCAUCUUGGGCCUCCCACUCUUCGUGGUCGGGGCGACUUUUGGUCAGGAGUACAACAGGCUCAUGAAGGAUGCCAAGCGGAGGGAGGAGCUGAAGAGCGAUCGGUCUGCCGGGAAGCAUGGCGCACCACUCCGCCACGCCGAGCGGACUGCACGGUUCGCAAAGGCUACCGGCAAUUUCAUCGAGGAGCAUGAGAUCCUGCGUGUGGCCAUGAAGGAGUAUUGCCCCUUGCUGGGCAUCCCAGAGGGCGUGGUCUGCAACUGGGAGGAGGGUCUGCGGGCCGCUCUUCUGGAGCAGUCCCCCGCCACUGGCAUGGAUCGCCUCAUGAUCCGGGUGCUGCAUUACUUGGCGGAGGUCGAAGAGUAUUGGAUGUUGAAGGCUUGGUGCACACGACUAAUACGAGAAAGGGCUUCUCGGAUCAUGGAUGACGGAUGA